Messenger RNA from Volvox carteri f. nagariensis, 3369 nucleotides. RefSeq lists its product as uncharacterized. Bases 1 to 3369 code for a protein of 1122 amino acids. The record is from RefSeq and is a predicted model, not a curated record. Lineage: Eukaryota; Viridiplantae; Chlorophyta; Chlorophyceae; Chlamydomonadales; Volvocaceae. The transcript is spliced from 14 exons.
AUGGCCUUUCUUCAGCCUGCUCUCAAGCUCCUUGGCCGAAAAUGGCACAUUGCGACCGACGAUUUACCGCUGCCGAGCUUAAUGGGGGCAAUUUGGCACAUUGGCGUCCUCAUCCUCAACAGCAUUAACCUAUCUUUUGUGGUGGAACAGCUGGACUCCUCCUGCCCCUACCGUGGCCGUUACAUUGCAUACUUGUCAUCGCAUCAGUUCUGCUUCGUAGUCAACAGCAUCUUGCACGUAUGGACAUUCUUCGAGAGCAGCAGAGGAUCCAUUUUUCAGGUCCACCGCCGUCGUCGAGUUGCGCCGCUGGUCCUCGCGAUCAUGCACUUCUACUGCCUCACUGUAGCCAGCAAUGUCUAUGGCACUCACCUCCUGCAAAUGCAGACUCAUACGCCACAAUGUCAAACGCUCCCGGGCCGACUCGAACUCAACCACUACGCCCUUCUAUCGACAAUUGUUGUCGCAACUUGGGUUUCUCUCUUCAUCGGAUUUCUGGCCAUCAUCGUUACUCUGAAUUUCUUCUCGACUUACCAAGCAGCCAGUAAUCGCUGGCUGUCAAGAUUGAAGCUGUAUCGCUUAGUGUUCUGUUGCUGGGGACCCUGCGGGGACCUGGCGGGAGGCAGUACGUCCCGCGGCGGCGGCGGCAAUGAUGAUGAUGAUCAUGCCGACGACGGCCGCAGUGGCAGCGGAAACUUAGCAGACGCUUCGUCUGGCAGGAGCAUGUCGCCCAUGGUGGUCAUUGCCAAUGCUUUAUCGCAUGUCUUUGGCGGGGUGGACAUGACCCUCACGGACUACGUCGCGGCCUUUACGCUGCUUGGUGUACGACACAGCCAAACCAAACCCGCGCUUACCUACGCCAAUGCGCCGCCACCGACGUGGCUGACGGCGGCGGCAGAGGACGGUUCCGGAGCGCCUUUGAGCGGCGGAGGUGUGGCGCCGUGGUCGCUAGGCGGCGUGCGGGGCCGUCCACCUGGGGAUAAUAUCCUGGAGGCUGUGAUGGAGCCGCCAAUGCCGGUGGAGGUGGAGGUAGCCCCCACCGGCGACCGGUUCAAGGAUGCGGGGUGCCGGGGCGGACAGCUACCAGUCACUUGUACGGCGAAAGCAGCAGCAGGGACGGAGGUGGCGGUGGCCGAGCACAUCACCCUGCAGGCUACCAUUGCCAGCACUACUACCGCAACCAUCGGCACCAUCACCACCAUUACCACCGCCACCACCACCACCUCUACCUCUACCAAAGGCAUCAUGACUGCAUUUCCUACCCACGCUGUCAACAACGCAAACGGUACUGCCAACGCGCCCACUACCGUACACACCACCAUUAUACCCACUACCUCCACUCCCUCCACCGCCUCUGAAUCCGCAACGUCUCGGGGGGUUUACGCCUUCGGGAACGCAUCUGGGACAGCAAGCCUAUCAACAACAGCAGCAGUAGCAGCAGCAGCAACAGCCACUCUAACACCAUCAGUGGCACCGCCCGCAGCAGCCAACGCUAUCAACGGCGCCGAUGCGUCCUCAGCACCCGGGCAGCGGCCUACUAAGGGGGAGGGCAGCACCGAUGGCAGCAGCCUAGCUGGCGUCAAGGAGGCGGUGGGGGCUGCUCCGGUGAUGGGCGGUCUGCAGGCUCUUGUUCCUCGCCCCGAGGGGGGCCAUGCCGCGGAGGAGGGGCAGCGGGAGGGGCAGCAGCGACAGCAGUCUGGGGCGGGGUUCCGAGGGCCCCAGCAGCAGCGGCGGUGGGAGUCGGAAGACCCCAACGUCCAGCCUAACGCUACCGAGGCGGUGAUGGAAGAGGCCCUCCACUAUAUGCGGUUCGCUACGGCGGUGUACGGCUGGAAGAUGUACCUGUGGAUGAACCGGCGGCGGGUCGCCAACUGCUGUCGGCUGUGUGUGGGUCGCGGCUGCGGUUGCUGCCGCCAGUCGAGUUACUUUAUCCGCGCUGUGGGACCCGACUACGGACCCUCUGAAGGCUGCUGUACGGCAGCCAAGCUGCUUGAGAGAGAGGCAAUUACCCAGCUUACGGGAGUGUCCGAUGACGACAUUCUGUACGUCUGUUACGACAACCGGGUUGGCGGGCUGCUGCCGUACUACAUCGCUCUGGACCGGCAACGGCGCUCCGUGGUGGUGGGGAUUCGGGGCUCUCUUUCUCUGAGUGAUGUGGUGACGGAUCUAUUGUGCGAGCCAGCGGAGUACGACGUGCCCGGGUUGCCAAGUACAGACGACUGCGGGCGGCGUGUGCUGUGGGCCCAUCGCGGCAUCCUGGAGUCCACCCGCGCCAUCCUGCGGGACAUGCGGGCACAGGGGGUGCUGCAGGCCGCCCUGUCGACGUGGCCGGAGGGGCCGGAGGGCCAGCAGGCUCUCCUGCAGCGGCUGCCCUCGGAGCGGGCCAGGGCGGUGGCGACGAGGCUCAAGGGGGCUGCUGCGGGCUUUAGAGUCGUAAUCACAGGUCGGCAUGUCACAGUUUGGGUGGCGGUGUGGCGGGGCUGUUGGGCUGCGGAGAUCACUCACGGCAUGUGCAUCUCCCUGGUCCACGCCAAGGACCUGAUUUCCCGACUGGGGGUCCGCUCCGUGGAGCGACUGGUGCAGGACUUGGUGACUGCCGGGGCUCAUUCGCGUGUCAGCAAGGUGGUCAUCAUGGGCCGCCUUAUUCUGAUGGGGCAGAGACCCCCCCUGGAGCAGCUCCUGCCUCCAGACACGGCACUGGACCCAGAGCUGCAGAGGGCGCUGGACGACUCGCUCAACCGCAGCCAUUCCAAUUACAACCGCGGCAGCCGUACCCCCGAGCUGGUGGCGGAGCAGUUUGCGGGUGCACGUGACUUUGUGCCGCCUGGCCACAUACUUUACAUGGAGCGCCACAAACCACUAGACCUGGAGGAGGCGCCGUGCUGCCGCUGCAAUUUGUGUACGCUGAACCUGAGGGCACAUAAUGCUCGCUACGUAUGCCGAUGGAUCCAGAUCCAGGAUUUGAUGGAGGUUGGCCUCGUUGUAUCGAGAUCCAUGUUUUCGGACCACCUGCCAGACCGCACCUUGAUCGCCAUGGAAACGGUAAGGACUGCGAGCGUGAUGCCGUUUUGUUCAUUUGAAGUGACGCACGGCUGGAGGCUCUUCAUCAAAUGCGUGGGGCCCCGGCUGGAUCUGCGGCUGGUGGCCGUAGUAGCACUAGCAGUAGCAGUUGCUGCUGCAGACGGAUCAGCGGGCGGGAGGAUGAGCCGCCCCAUGGCACUGGCAGCCCCAGCCGUCACAGUUGCUGUUGGUGCUGCUGCUGUGGUGACAGUGGUGGUGAUGGUGGUAAUGGUGGUGGUGCUGGUGGUAGUAGUGAUAAUGGUGAUGGUGGUGGGAGGCCUCCGGGAAGUCUCCUCACAACGGGAGCUUUGA